UAUAGCUUUUGGAUAGAAAUCUUCAGUGGCAAAGGUGCAUUUGGUUGUGCCACGUCAAAAUUGACCAAAACAGAUAAACAUACGUCGAAAGCGACAUUACCUAAACAGCUUUUAAUUAAAGAUAAUACUCACGUAUUUGUAAGUCAAUAGACACAACCAUGGUUUCAGUGUUAAACUCCAUAGAUACAGCACAUGAAGAUAUGAUUCAUGAUGCCCAGUUGGAUUACUAUGGUACGAAGCUUGCUACCUGCUCCUCUGACAGAUCUAUCAAGGUGUUUGACGUGAAAGGGGGACAACAACGACUUAUCACAGACCUACGAGGCCAUGAUGGCCCAGUUUGGCAGCUUGCCUGGGGUCAUCCGAUGUUUGGCAAUCUGAUCGCCUCGUGUGGGUACGACCGCAAGGUGAUCAUCUGGAAGGAGACCAAUGGAACGUGGGGAAAACUGUAUGAAUACUCAAAUCAUGACUCAUCGGUGAACUCUGUGUGUUUUGCGCCACAUGAGCUGGGGCUUGUGCUGGCCUGUGGAAGCUCUGAUGGAUCCAUCUCCAUUCUCACAAGCACAGGAGACGGAAGCUGGGACGCUAAAAAAAUAAAGAAUGCACACACUAUCGGCUGUAAUGCUGUAAGCUGGGCACCUGCUCUGGCACCUAAUGCCCUGUUUGACCAGACCGGACGACCCACACUGGUGAAGAAACUUGUGUCUGGGGGAUGUGACAACCUCGUGAAAAUAUGGAGGGAGGAAGAUGGAGAAUGGAUUGAGGAUCAGAAGUUGGAGGGUCACAGCGACUGGGUGAGGGACGUAGCCUGGGCCCCGUCUAUAGGUCUGCCUAGGAGCAUCAUAGCCAGCUGUUCACAGGAUUGCCGAGUGAUUAUCUGGUCUAAUGAUGGUACCAGUAACACCUGGAACUCUGCUAUCCUAAACAAGUUUAAGGAUGUUGUGUGGCAUCUCAGCUGGUCCAUCACAGGCAACAUUCUUGCAGUGUCAGGGGGAGAUAACAAGACUAGUCUAUGGAAGGAGACUCUGGAGGGUCAGUGGGUGUGUAUUAGCGAUGUGAAGAAAGGUCAAGGUUCAGUUGGAGACAGCCAGUCACAGCCUGCAAGAAACUUGUGAUCAAAGCUCUGAGAGAGUGAAUUUCUGUUAUUGAGUGAUUGUGUUAAAGGAAACUGUUUAAAGAUUUUGGUUUUACGGAGAUUGGUUGACCAUACUUGAUUUGACUGCAAUAAUGGAUCAAUUUUAGCAAAAGACAUUCAAGAUUUGUGUACGACUUUGUGACUUAAACAUCAAAAUCCACCCUUAUAUUGGUGGUAAUAGUAGUCACUUGAAGUACUUCUGAAACUGUAUAAAAAGUUGUUGUACAUUGAAAUUAUUCUAAACAUAAAUCCAGCCUACAGCUUAGCUUGAAAUCACAAUUUAUAUGCUUGUGAAUGUUUCUUUUGAUGAACAAUACAGCAUACCCUUGUUUAUUAUUUUCAUUUUAAGAAUAUUUAUUACUGGCCAUAUGUUAACAAUUUAAAUCUCUAUUCACUUAUGAUUAACAUUCAGUUUUAUUUGCACAAAUUUUCACUUGAAAAUUCACAUAUGUCCGGGCCAAUUAGUAAGGUCACUAACCUAGUUCCAUACCUUUGGCCUGCAAUAUAGCAUAAUUAGGCCCAGUUGUGUACUGAGAAAUUAGGUUAAGGGAAAUUUUAACAUCUCUAUAUCAUUUUUUCUGUUUUCGGUAUUUUUUCAAAUUUAUCACAUGUGUUCAAGGUCAUUGUGUGAGGUCACAUAUUAAGUUUCCUUAUAGAAUAAAUAACGACAUAAAUGCGUUGCGUAUUCAAACAAUGAUUUAAGCAGUUGCGACCAAUUAUGCUUCUGUUGACAAUGGGACAUUACCAUCCUCUGGUUGACUAUGCGUUGCACCGUCCUAUAUGGGGCAUGAUAUUUAUAUACUGCAAGUUGGUAUACACAUUUGAAACCAAAAGAUGACCUUUGUUUUGUUGAAUGUUUGUAUAUAUUACAUUUCCAUGCCAUAAAUGAUUAUGAAAUAAAGAAACUUCCGCA
This is a messenger RNA of Dreissena polymorpha, 2045 nucleotides long. RefSeq names its product protein SEC13 homolog. Gene Ontology annotation, cellular component: COPII vesicle coat; nuclear pore outer ring. Gene Ontology annotation, biological process: positive regulation of TOR signaling; protein import into nucleus; COPII-coated vesicle budding. The record is from RefSeq and is a predicted model, not a curated record. Gene Ontology annotation, molecular function: structural molecule activity; protein binding. The transcript is spliced from 10 exons. Bases 159 to 1112 code for a protein of 317 amino acids. Lineage: Eukaryota; Metazoa; Mollusca; Bivalvia; Myida; Dreissenidae.